Molecule: messenger RNA, 3281 nt
Organism: Camellia sinensis
Lineage: Eukaryota; Viridiplantae; Streptophyta; Magnoliopsida; Ericales; Theaceae
Source: RefSeq, a predicted model, not a curated record
GAGAAGAAAGAGAAAGAGAAAGAGAAAGAGAAAGAAAGAUAGAGAGAUGGAAACGGAGAGAGAUGGAAAGAGAGAUAGAUCGGUAUAUAGAAAGAGAAACACGUUGUCUGAUUUGACAGAGGAAGAAAUAGAAAGAGCAAGAGAGAGAAAGAGAUUGGAGAGGGAGAGGGAGAUGGGUGAAAAUUAUUCUGUCUUGGAGAAACUGAAUCAUCUAAUGAUCAGUAAGGCCUGCAAUUUGACUGCAGAUCAGAUAGAUCAUAUCGACUCUUUUUACUAUCGGCUAAGAUUCCUAGCAAUCAUUCUCAAGGAUAUGGACGAGAAGCAGCAGCAGCAUGAGCUGAACCAUGAAGCUAAAAUCCUGCGGAUGCAAAUUUAUUAUGUGAUCUGCAAGACAAGACAACUUAUCCGUUCUUUUGAUGUUCAAGUUCCAGGGCAGAGGGACAGCAGCAACAACGGUGACAGUUUUUUUUGAAGAAAUUACUAUCAUGGAAGAGAUUAAGACGAUCGAAGCAAAAGUGGUACAAUUUUAUGGCCAGAUAAAUCAGAUCCAACUCCUACAAGAUGAUCAGUCUUUCAAUCAUGGAGUCCAUUCGUCAAUGUCAAUGUCAAUGGAGAACAGAACCAUGGUACAUGAAGAAAUUACAGUGGGCUUUGAUGAUGAGGCGUUGACUAUAAAACAGCUACUUGCUGGAGGGAAGAAGCAGCUACAAAUGAUAUCAAUUGUUGGGAUGCCCGGACUUGGUAAGACAACUUUAGCCACAAAACUGUACAAUGAUCCUUACAUCUCACACUACUUUCAUAUUCGUGCAUGGACCUAUGCUUCUCAAUUACCCAGAAUAACAGAUAUGUUGUUGGACAUUUUACGUUCUGUUAAUGUCGUCUUUACCGAUGAAAUUAAAAACAUGACCAAUGAGAAGCUAGGCGAAAAGUUGUACAAGCAAUUAAAAGGCAAGAGAUAUCUCAUUGUCAUUGAUGAUUUAUGGGAUAUUGGUGCCUGGGUCAAUCUUAAAAUGUAUUUCCCCAAUGACAACAAUGGAAGUAGAGUUAUGUUCACUAGUCGCCUCAAAGAGGUGGCUAUGCAUGCCUCACCUGACUGCCAUCGUCAUUGUCUGCGUUUUCUCACUGAAGAAGAGAGUUGGGAGUUAUUACAACGGAAGAUGUUUCAAAAUGAAAGUUGCCCUCCAGAACUGAUUGGAAUUGGGAAGCAAAUAAGGUUUGAUGGUCGAAUUAAAGCAUGUCGUAUGCAUGAUUUGUUGCGAGAUUUAUGCUUGAAGAAAGCCAGGGAAAUUAAUUUCCUACAGCAAGUUGAGAAUGAUAAAGACGCUUCUCCUUCUUCUUCAAGUAAUUGUGUAACAAAUAACCAACGCCGCCUGUGCACCCAUUCUAACUUCUUUCAAAAAUCUGAUUAUGUUUCCUCCAUGUCUUAUGCCCCAACAGUUGUUCAAUCGUUCUUGUGCUUCAGAAGUAAGUUAGAUCAUUAUCACGACAAUCGAUUUGGUGAUGUGUGCUCAUUUAUUUGUCAGACCUUCAAACUUCUCAAAGUGUUGGACAUAUGGUACAACAGUGCCUUUUUUUCAAGAGAACUAACACAACUUGUUAAUUUGAGGUAUUUGGCAAUUAAUCUGACAAUUGCCUAUGAAUUACCACCACCAAUAUCCAAUCUCUCAAACCUAGAAACACUUAUUAUUAUUUCUACAAACUAUGUAAAGGUUAUUCUGCCAUGUAAUGUUUGGAAGAUUCCAAAGUUGAGGCAUCUUUAUGCUAAAGGAGGAGCAAAAGUUGAUGUGUCUUUAUGUUCUGAAGAAGCAGCAGUGGAUCAGAGCUAUCCCCGUGUAUUAAAAGACCUACGAACCAUCACAGACUUAGAUCCAUGUGGAUCUGUUCAGGAUUUUUUGGCAAGAACUCCUUAUCUUACAAAGCUGGGAAUUUGUGUACAUCUUUUGUCUGCUUCGGGGAAUUUGAUGUUUCCUAAUCUAGAAUUUUUAGGACACCUCGACACUUUGAAGCUAUACCGUGAGUUCUUGCACUCAACCUAUCUCCGAGAGGUCAAGUUUCCUAGAAAUGUUAAAAGGCUAACCUUGAAAUGUACAAGGAUAAAGUGGGAGGAGAUAUCAGUCCUUGGGAUGUUGUUACCCAACCUUGAGCUUCUCAAAUUAGAAAAUGAUGCUGGCUGGGAAUGGCACUGGACAACAAUUGAUGGUGGUUUUCCUCGACUCAAAUUCUUGAAACUGAAGAACCUCAAAUUUGAGCGAUGGAUCACCUGCUACAGUCACUUUCCAAGCCUUCAACACUUAUCGUUGGAAAUGAUAGAAAAAUCCCGAGGAAAUACCAUCUAGUUUGGGGGAUAUACUCACUCUGCAGAUGAUUGAGGUAAACUAUUGUGGCUUCACUGUUGUGGAAUCUGUCAGGAAAAUUAAGGAAGAGCAAGAGAGCAUUGGAAAUAAUUGGCUCACAGUGCAGAUUAGGAAACAUGCGUGGGACCUUUGAAUCAAAGUGUAAUGAUACAACUUCUAAAGGUGGGAGAAGGAGAAAGAAAUUACCAACACAUGGAGGGGUGCAAGUGUCACUUGUACCCCACAAUCUUUUAUUUGCACCCCACAGACACACUUGCACCCUCCAUGUACUUAUAAUUUUUUCCCCCUUCUUCUACUUGUAUAUAAUUUCCCAAAACAUUAAGGAUCUUGAAAAAGUAAAUAAAAAAAUUAUCAAAAAUUAAAGUGUAUGGAGUAUGUGUAUGCUAAAAUUUGAUCACAACCAAUACUCUGAUAUUUCUCCUGAAAUUCUAGAAACACAGUCGUAGAACAUGCUGCCCAGAUCUAUGUUUACGCAAUUAGAAGAAUAACUAACCCGGUUGCUCAAGCACUACGAUGAUAAAGCCAGCAAGCUAAUAUCUCAAGAUAUUUUGACAGAGUAACGAUAACUCAAAAUAACACAUAAAUUCACGCACCUCUCACACGUGGGGGUGCCUGCUUUUAUAUAGAAGUGCCAUCCUCCUAGACUAGGAAGCAUGGAUAUGACGGAUAUGAUAUAAAGAUAUGAUACGAUACAUAUACGACAAUAUAGCAGAACCUAAAAAAAUAGAAUACGGGUACAAUUAUGAUACGCUUGUGAAAAAUAUAUUUUUUAAAAUUAUUAGUAGUGAGUUACACAAAAGCUAAAGAAUGUUGAGAAAUCCCAAUGUAAUUUUAUAAUGUAAAAUAUUAACCUUUAAAAAUUAGCUAUUAAUUUAAGCUAGUAGCUUGUUUACCUUUGGCUAAAAAUGUAAAACCAGUUUGAUAAUA